This is a messenger RNA of Trypanosoma cruzi, 1512 nucleotides long. RefSeq lists its product as uncharacterized. The coding region runs from base 1 to 1512 and encodes 503 amino acids. NCBI's taxonomy places the organism in Eukaryota, Euglenozoa, Kinetoplastea, Trypanosomatida, Trypanosomatidae. The transcript has a single exon. The record is from RefSeq and is a predicted model, not a curated record. Gene Ontology annotation, molecular function: zinc ion binding; nucleic acid binding.
AUGGAGGGGGAGGGAAAUAGAGAAAAGGAAACAAAAGUUAUAAAGUCUAGGGGUCUUACAUGUAGUAACUGCUCGGCGACGGAUCAUCUUCGUAGGGACUGUCCGUUGGUGACGUGCCGGGCCUGUGGACGACUGGGGCAUUUCAAGGAGGACUGCCCGAGUGAAAAGAAGCGUGCACGGGCGGAGGAGGACGGCGAAGUGUCUGUUUGUCGAAGCUGCGGAUCCUCGAGGCACGUGAAAGCCAGUUGUCCGCUUCGUUCUCAGUCUGUUGAAUGUUUUCAGUGUCACCAACGGGGCCAUAUGGCGCCGACUUGCCCUUUGACCCGCUGUUUUAACUGCGGUAGUUACGGCCAUAGUUCUCAGCUCUGCUACAGCAGACCACUUUGCUUUCACUGUUCUUUAGCCGGGCACCGAUCCACGGACUGCCCCAUGAAGCCAAAGGGCCGUGUUUGCUACCGCUGCAAGGAGCCUGGACACGAGAUGGCAGAGUGCACCCAGACGGCGUUGUGUCAUAUGUGUAAUCAGGCUGGACACCUUGUUGCCCAGUGUCCGGAGGCCGUUUGCAAUCUUUGCCACGAAAGGGGUCACACAGCGAGCGCCUGUUUAAAGUCUCGAUUUAUCAAUUACAAAGCUCCGCAUUCCAUCGAGAGUUGCGAGGGGCCAUUUCUGGUCAAGGAACACGCAGAUGGCAGUUCAGCGGGAGAGGCGUCUUUGAACGAUAGCGAGGGCGAGCAUGAAAAGCGGUGUCAGUUGAACCCAACCUCCACGUCCCCUUCGGAAGUUGUGCCUGCGUUUGUAUCAAGCAAUUUGAAGCGUGACGGCCGUGUUGCUGUUAUUGUUGAUGGGGGCUACUUUGAACGCAUUUUGAAGGGUCACGACCGCCGCGAUGAGGAGCAGUACAAACUUACCGUGGAGGUUCUGCGCUACACCCUGGACUUUAUUGGAGACAUAUUUCAGAAGGAUCCCGUCGCGUACUGGUUUGACACGGAUCCAGCUGCCAUGACGGAGUACAUUGAGAACUCCAUGCCUCUGCCACACAGGGAAAAGGCAUUUCGUGAAAGCCAUCUUCGCAAACGACUGCUGUUGGACGAGAUGAAUAGCGGCCGCCAACUGGGCAACGUCGUCUCUCGUCUCAUUGGACGAAUGAAGCGGCAGAAAGGGUACACCCGCGAUGGACCUCGACAUGUGUGGGUUCAAACAGGCGUUGAUGUCGCCAUGGCAACUUGUGUCAUUGAAAUAUUUCUCCAUCGACAGUUUGAACAGGUGGUGCUUCUCUGCGGUGACGCUGACUUGUACCCCGCUAUUCAGUAUUGCCACACCCAACGGCGUAGUUCCCCUGUGUUGGAGAAGUCGAAUCCUGUGCGGGUGUGUGGCACAUCGAAGUCCAUGUCGAAGCUUUAUGGAAAGGACCAAGACCUCAGCGAUUUUCUUCCACGCAUUCUCCUAGACGCACCUUCUCAUACGGAGAAGGAAAGAGAGAUUGUGUUUCCAACGUAUAGUGUCUUUUUGUAG